Molecule: messenger RNA, 1368 nt
Organism: Penicillium manginii
Lineage: Eukaryota; Fungi; Ascomycota; Eurotiomycetes; Eurotiales; Aspergillaceae
Product: DUF2841 domain-containing protein
Exons: 6
Coding region: 1-1368 (455 amino acids)
Source: RefSeq, a predicted model, not a curated record
AUGUUAGGGCUGCGCACACCUAAUACGGUAAUCCUUCCUCCAAUCCUCCAGAUUACAGCUUCUGAAAAUAGAGAGAUUAGGGAAAUUAGCUAUGGUUCAUUGAUUCGAGGACAGGUUUCAGGUUUCGAAUGUCCAUACUUACACUAUGCGAGCAUCUAUCUCGAUCACAAUGGUGAAGUCCAAGUCGAGGCUUCGCCCUCAAUUGCUAGCUAUGGCAGCACGAUAUUCACGCCUGACGUGACCAACCGCUUCAUGAAAAUUGCGACGACGGCCCACCAAGCGAUGGUACCAUACAAUGCCGACAUCAACAAGGCACCUAGUUCGGCAUGGCCAGUGUCCGCCAAUACAUCCCAAUGGAUUGAUAGUCGCCAGCCCACGCCCGCCGACUUAAUACCAUGCGAGUGGCAGUCCCACCGUAGCCAGCGGAAACGGGGCAGUACGAAGCGAACGAGACAAUCUGUACUCCGUGUCGGCAACCGUGACCAACUUCGACGAUACUAUCUGAAAGCCUUCGAGAACUUCCAGCAGUUGAAUUGUCGAACGAUCGCCAAGUCGUGCAUUGAGCUCGUGGAACCCCGAAAGAAAGUUCAUUACCCAUACAACGGACGCAAAAUCAUUUCUGGCGCAUGGCAAAACGUCGGCCCGGAGCAGACUAAGCCGGGCUGGUGGCCUAGGGAGGUGUUACACCGAGAGCCCGAUCACCUCCUCAAACGAGACCGUCUCAAUCUCCUCGUUCAUAUUCUCUGUGAGCUCAAACAUAGCCAUGGGGUUACCGCAGAGAAGCUACGCGAUGCUUGCCAGGACGUGCGGCGCCACAUUACUCCCACAAAUCGACUCCAAAUCCUUGACGAAAUACAUUUUGUACGCAGGAUGGAGGAAAGCUAUCUCGAUGGGAAAAUAAACACAAAUACUCCUGUCCAAGUGACCCUUGCUCUUUUAUCUGAAGCUAGCUAUCAAAAUGAACCGGAUUCCCGCAUUCAUCCCACUCCCACGGCGGCACUCGGGGUCCAAAAAAAAGAAGACAAAGAUGCCAAGAGCGAGCACAAAUCAUCUUUUGAUGGCAGUAGCCAGAUGAUAUACCUUACCCACGACGAACUAGCACUAAGCCCCUCAAGGAGCAGGACUAACGGCUCUUAUAGUCCUACCCCCGCAAUGUAUCCUAUCAGCAUGGUACAGGCUGUGUCACCUCAAGAAAGUCGUACAGUUACAGGAGGCAUGCCUUCAAACCCGAAAAUUAGACCUGUCUUCUAUAUGCAGCAGGCCCUGCCAACCGCAUGGGCUCCAGCACCAUCUCCUCUCCAGCAAAUUUCGGAAUAUAGCUAUCAGGUUGACUCAAGGUUGAUGAGCGGGCACCUAUCGCCUGAAUAG